CGGAACGUUUUGAUCCGUGGGUUGUGUACCCUUAUCGCUUUCCCCCCCCACGUUCCUUUUUUAAUACGAAAUUUUAAUAUGUAAUUUUUAUAUAUUAUACCGACCCAGAUUGGAUCCUGCAACAUUAUCCUGGGACACGAUCGCUGUCUGGGCUUGAUCAUGGAGGCUACGGCAUCUCCUCCGUCACCAAUCUGCCCCGUGGCUUCGGAGAAGAAUGCCCACAUCCUGGUCGGGGUAACUGGGAGUGUGGCUGCGCUAAAGUUGCCUCUUUUGGUGGCAGAGCUUCUGAAGAUACCUGGACUAGAAGUUCAGGUGGUGACAACAGAAAAUGCAAAACACUUCUAUAAAUCCAAAGAGAUUCCUGUAAGAACCUACAGUGACUCUGAUGAAUGGCAGAUGUGGAAAAAGCGCUCCGACCCUGUGCUACAUAUUGACUUGAGGCGUUGGGCUGACCUCAUGCUGUUGGCUCCUCUGGAUGCAAACACCCUUGCCAAAAUUGCAAAUGGCAUUUGUGACAACUUGCUGACGUGUGUCAUCCGCGCCUGGGACGUGAGCAAACCGCUGCUCUUCUGCCCUGCCAUGAACACCCUUAUGUGGGAGCACCCCAUCACGGCUCGGCAGCUGGGGCAGCUGAAAGAAUUCGGCUACGUCGAGAUCCCUUGCAUAGUGAAGAAACUGGUUUGCGGAGACGAAGGCCGAGGGGCCAUGGCAGACAUUUCGACCAUUGUGGAAAAAACAGAGGCUGUGCUGUCAGAACGGGGCCUGCUGAAGCCAAAGUGAUUCCAACCUGAAGGUCCUCUUACGAUGCACCACCAAGUGGGUAUUUUGGACAACCUCCAUUCUGGUUUCAGCCUGAAAUUUUGGAUCACAUCUACACUUCUUCUGGGCUGGGCUUGGUCUAUACUUCAGGCUUCUAGAGGUUUUUUUCUUCUCCCUGGGGAAAGCCCUUGAGAAGAGAAGGAGAUCGAGAUGGAUGGAUUCAGGCAGGUGCCUCUCUGUGAAUCUCCUGCCAAGCUCGCCUCCUGAAUUGGCAGCUCGCCACAGAUACCUUUGACCUACCUCUGCUUUGCCAGGUGCCUUCCUGCAAUCUGCUGCUGGAAUCAAGGGGACCCCCCCCAAUUCCUUUUGGAUGAGGCUCACGAUGCUUGGGGGGAGCCCAGGGCCCCAGAUUGUCUGGGGAAGCGACCCUCAGGAGAACUUGCCCUUUGCUCCAAUGGGCUCAGCGUUGUGAGGAAUGCGGACAUCAAAGGAGACACACAAACAAUGCCUGACACACAGUCUCCGUGUGGUGCUUCUGCCAGACAGAGCCUGUUGGGUUUGGGGCUGCUUUUGUGGGGUGGUGAAUAGGGGCGGAGAUGCCCAGGAAUUCCUUUACCGAGAAAGAGGAUCAAUCAUGUGAAAACACUCCCAGUUCACAAUGAACCACUUGUUAACGGGAGUACCGAGAAAAGGGGAUUGAUUAGAGAAAAGGGAGCCAAGCUUACCUUAUUUCUUUUUGAUCUGUGUCCAUGGAUGGGUCAGUGACCUGUCCGAUAAAAUCAGAGGGUCAAGAAUGAAACAAAGAGGCAGAUACGUUGACCCAGAGUUUAUUCACAUGCCCCCGAGUACAUUAAACAGAUUAAAACAACAUCAACAAUAGCUCCUCCCACUUCCCCCUCCCCCAAAACAGGACAACUGCUGUCAGAGAACCACCCUGUGGUAAGACGGGCGGCUUAUACAUUUUAUAAAUAAAAAUAUCGCAGACCUUUUCAUUUUUAAUGCUUGGUGCUAGGCCCUUGAUAGGUAGUUCUCCACUUACGAUCAGUCACUUAAACAACAAUGUGAAGUUACGAUGGACUGGAAAAAAGUUAAUUACAGCCUGAGCCUCUGGUGGCUCAGACUGCUAAGACAGUCUGUUAUUAACACAGCUGCUUGCAAUUAUUGCAAGUUCAAGUCCCACCAGGCCCAAGGUUGACUCAGCCUUCCAUCCUUUAUAAGGUAGGUAAAAUGAGGACCCAGAUUGUUGGGGGCAAUAAGUUGACUUUGUAUAUAAAUAUACAAAUAGGAUGAAGACUAUUGCUUAACACAGUGUAAGCCGCCCUGAGUCUUCGGAGAAGGGCGGGAUAUAAAUGCAAAUAAAUAAAAAAAGUCACUUAAACAACAAUGUGAAGUUACGAUGGACUGGAAAAAAGUUAAUUACAAAUCAUCCCCAAAGUUAUAACUGCAGCGCCAUCAUAUAAUCGCAGUUGGGACUCCUAGCCACUGGCUUGCAUUUACAACUGAAGUGUCCCAUAGUCACGUGAUCGGACAAAAAGCAGAAAAAAACCCCCAUCCAUUGGAUAAGCUGGGUUAGGACUUUUUAACGAUCAUGCGAUUCGUUGAACAAUUUACGAUUUGCUUAACAACCAUGGUGACUCAGUUUAAGACUUGCAGGGAAGUCUUAAAACCAAAUUCUGGCCUUCAGUUGUGGUCAUAAGUGGAGGAAUAGCUGUACAAUUUUUGCAAGGCAUGAAGGCAGCUGACUAAGCUAUUGGGAUGAUGAUGGCCUUACAGAAUUAGCAAAGUGUUAAGUUCACAUGUUCAAAGUUCCCAGCUUCGGUCAUAAGAUAAAGGCGUUCAGUGGGGCUGUAGGAUUCAGAAGCAAGUAAAUUCAUUCAUAUAUAUAUAUAUUUAAUUAGCUGUUGGUUAAGUCUUUCAUUCAGGUUAAGUCAUUCAACAAAUAAUUUCCUCAACACUAUCAAACUAUUUACUAAGCCUGCACUACUAUUAGUCUUCUCAUCGUCCCUAUCACCCAUCUCCACCCACUUAUGACUGUAUGACUAUAACCUUGUUGCUUGUAUCCUUACGAUUUAUAUUGAUUGUUUCCUAGUAUGAUUUGAUUGCUUGUUUGUACCCUAUGACUAUCAUUAAGUGUUGUAGCUUAUGAUUCUUGAUGAAUGUAUUUUAUCUUUUUAUGUACACUGAGAGCUUAUGCACCAAAGACAAAUUCCUUGUGUCUCCCAUCACACUUGGCCAAUAAAAAUUCUAUUCUAUUCUAUUCUAUUCUAUUCUAUUCUAUUCUAUUCUAUUCUAUUCUAUUCUAUUCUAUUCUAUUUUCUAUGACUAUCAUUAAGCGCUAUACCUUAUGAUUCUUGACGAAUGAAUCUUUUCUUUUAUGUACACUGAGAGCAUAUGCACCAAAGACAAUUCCUUGUGUGUCCAAUCGCACUUGGCCAAUAAAAAAUUCUGUUCUGUU
Molecule: messenger RNA, 3214 nt
Organism: Ahaetulla prasina
Lineage: Eukaryota; Metazoa; Chordata; Lepidosauria; Squamata; Colubridae
Gene: PPCDC
Product: phosphopantothenoylcysteine decarboxylase
Exons: 7
Coding region: 160-780 (206 amino acids)
Biological process (GO): coenzyme A biosynthetic process
Cellular component (GO): phosphopantothenoylcysteine decarboxylase complex
Molecular function (GO): FMN binding; phosphopantothenoylcysteine decarboxylase activity
Source: RefSeq, a predicted model, not a curated record